Molecule: messenger RNA, 903 nt
Organism: Sordaria macrospora k-hell
Lineage: Eukaryota; Fungi; Ascomycota; Sordariomycetes; Sordariales; Sordariaceae
Source: RefSeq, a predicted model, not a curated record
AUGUCAUCAUCAUCUGCUCUGAGUCUCGAAGAAAAGGAACAAUUCCUUACCCAUGGCUGGGUCAAGAUCCCGGCCGCCUUCACCCAACAGAGGGCACAGGAGAUAAUCGCCAAUGUCUGGACGAGAUUGGGCAUGGAUCCAAACGACAAGUCCACCUGGAUCAAAGAACGUGUCAACAUGCCCUCCCAUGUCGACUUCGACGCUGCAGAGUUUGCUCCCCGCGCCUGGGCAGCCAUCAGCGAGCUGUGCGGCGGUGAGGACAAGAUUGCUGGCUGGUCCAAGAAGUGGAAGGAUUCCCUUAUCGUCAACCUUGGCACUCCUCAAGGAGAAGGAAAGCCAAAGCCUCCACAAAAGCUGGACAACUGGCACGUCGAUGGUGACUUCUUCGUCCACUACCUUGACAGCCCGGAGCAGGGUCUGCUCGUCAUCCCGCUCUUCACCGACAUCAUGCCCGAGGGCGGCGGUACCAUGAUCUGCCCGGAGGCCAUUCCUAUCCUCGCCAAGCACUUGUACGAGCAUCCCGAGGGUGUCUCUCCACGCAUGGCACCCCGCGGUGAUGCCGAGUUCAAGCAGGAGCAGCACCUCAAUUGGUUCAACAACGUGGCCAAGAGCUGCAGCCACUUUGUCGAGGCAACGGGCAAAGUUGGAGACGUUAGCCGCUACAAGCAGCCCUUCAACUUUGAUAGGGAGGACGGUAACUAUUCGCUCGUGGAACAGGUAACAUUGCGGGCCCUUGGAAAGGACCGUCUGGACGGCUGGAAGAUCACCAGGCCAAGAGAACAGAUCGUACCGGAGAGAGUCAGGAUCCAGGAGAGGAUGAAGCAGGAGGAGUUGGCGAGGUUGGAGGCGUUGAAGAAGGCGGCUGAGUCAGGAGCAUUACAGGGUUUACAGGUGGCGGCAUGA